This is a messenger RNA of Aspergillus terreus NIH2624, 2625 nucleotides long. RefSeq names its product annexin ANXC4 (gene anxc4). Lineage: Eukaryota; Fungi; Ascomycota; Eurotiomycetes; Eurotiales; Aspergillaceae. Gene Ontology annotation, molecular function: calcium-dependent phospholipid binding; calcium ion binding. Gene Ontology annotation, cellular component: cytoplasm. The transcript is spliced from 2 exons. The record is from RefSeq and is a predicted model, not a curated record. Bases 1 to 2625 code for a protein of 874 amino acids.
AUGUCACUCCAGGUCGGCGACCCACGGUCGCGUGGUCGUUCCAAGUCUCCGAGCGGGCGUAUCCGCGAGCGUUCCAGAUCUCGCGACCCCCAGGCCUCCCCCGCCGUCGAGGCCACCCGACAAGCAACACGGUCGUACCUGGUUGCCGAACACGCGGACAAGUAUGGUCGCUCGCGGUCCAGAAGCAGAGGCGCCAGUUCACGUCGCACCUAUCGCGACGACAACCUGUCUGCCUCCGAUUCGGACCACGAGCCCCGGCGGGACGGCCGCUACCUGCGCACCGUCGAGCCCCAGGACGAUCGCUACUACCUGUCCGACUCUGGGGCGAGAAAAUCGACCCGAGAUCCUCGUGAACGCCGGUCGGCUGACCUCCGCACGCCCAACCUCCGUCCCGCGCGAUACGAUAUUCCAUCCGACGACUCCUUGUCGGCGUCCGAGGAUGAGGCGCUGGCGUACGGGGAUGUACCCAGCGACCUAGAGCGCGGGUACUACGGGUACAAAGCCUCGCCGCGCUCCUCGUCCUCGCGCAUCGACAGCUCGAACCCGGUCAUGUCGGGCGCUUACAAUGGCGCCCCUGGGAGUCAUCCCAGCAAUGCCCGUCCAGAGGGGCCCAAGUAUGCCACCCCUUCGCAGUAUCUGCACCAGCCCAACUAUACCGGUCCGCCCACGUCGGCGGCACACUCGUCAGCCUGGGCGCCCAUUCCGGAGUGUGAGCGACCGGGCUUCGUGCCUCCGUCCUCCCAGGCAGAGGGUCAAUCGGCCAUGCCGGGUGCGUUUCCUUCGACCCAUCCCGAGGCGAUGCCCGUCUCUGGAGCGCCAGUGUACCCUGGGUCGCAGUAUGUGACGGCAGACGGGCAACCUGGUGCGUAUGCUGUCUGGGAUGGAAGACAGUAUGUACCGACAAGCGGCGCCUACGUUCCACCCGUGACCCUGGCAUCCGCCCACCAGCGGACGGUGUCGAGCGACGCCUCGGGGCAUAUUGCCUAUGCCAACCCCCCUGCGUUCCAGUAUGCGCAAGUCGACCCGAAAGUGAAGUAUGCGUCGAAGCCCUCGACGAAGCCUUCCUACUCUGCGACGCCCGUGCACUCGAGGACGGCCUCUGAGCCCCAGGCACAGUAUCCCAAUAUCAAAUAUUCGGCCGCUCCGCAGUUCUCCGCCAAGCCAGCUUCGACUCGUUCGCAUGACCCCGGCCCGCAGUAUGUUGAAAUCACUCCCGGAGGCCGGUCGGGGCGGCCGCACAGCAUGUCGGUGUCGUCGGCCAACAAUCUCUCGGUCGAAGCGCCGGACCCAAGCUUCCGCCCGGUCAGUCCUAUGCUGGAGCCCUAUAAGGGCACGUACCAGAGCAUCUCACCGAUGCCUUCUCCUAUCGUCGGUCCUUCGAGGCUGGACGAGGAUCUGUCGGACCUGGAGCCCCUGGACGCCAGCUCCGAUGAGGCGCACAGGAAACAUCGACGGAAGAAGACAAAGGACGACAAGGAUCGCAAGGAGAAAAAGAGCGACCGAAGCAAGCGGGACUCGAGUCGGGUGCGACACGAGCGACACAGCUCCUCGUCAUCACUGUCGCAGGUCCCCGGGCCAGAGUCCCUGAUGGUGAUCGCGCCUGGCAGCGCGCGAAAACGGGUGUCCUUCUACGAUCCGACGCCCGAUGCGACGGCCAUGCAGGAAGCGCUGUCGCACAGCCGCAGCGUCGACAACAAAGCGCUCAUCCGCGUGCUGCCCCACCUGACCAGCGACGAGAUCCUGGACCUCCGCAAGGAGUACAAGAAUCACGUGAAGCUGCGCGGGAAGGGCAUCAACCUGGCCAAGCAUAUCCGCGUGAAGUUGGGCAACAACCCCUUUGGCAAGGUGUGCUACGCUACCGCGCUGGGCCGCUGGGAGUCCGAGGCCUUUUGGGCCAACUGCUACUACCAGUCGAGCACGUCCCGGCGGGAGCUGCUGAUCGAGUCGCUCUUCGGCCGCACCAGCGAGGAGAUCCGCGAGAUCAAGGCGUGCUUCCGCGACUCGCGGUACAUGGACAGUCUGGAGAAGUGCAUGAAGGCCGAGCUCAAGGCGGACAAGUUCCGCACCGCCGUGCUGCUGGCGCUGGAGGAGACCCGGCCCAGCGAGCGCGAUCCGAUCAACGAGGAGCUCGUGCAACGGGAUGUGGUUGAGCUGCAUCGCGCGUUGGUGUCCCGGCACGGAGGCGAGACUGCCAUGAUUUGCAUCAUCGUGCGUCGCAGCGAUGCGCAUCUGCGGGAGGUGCUCCGCACGUAUGAGAAAAUCUACCAGCAAAACUUUGCGCGGGCCAUGAUCGCCAAGUCGCAGAACCUAGUGGGUGAAACACUGGCGCACAUUCUGAACGGCGUGAUCAACCGGCCAAUGCGCGACGCGCUGCUUCUCCACCAGGCGCUCCGCGAGUCCAAGAGCGGCAAGGAACGAUCAGAGCUGCUGAUUUCCCGGCUCGUGCGAUUCCACUGGGAACCGCGUCAUCUGGAACAGGUGAAGGUCGAGUUCCGACGACGGUACAAGCAGCGGCUAGAGGAGGCGAUUGCCGAGGAGAUUCUCCCGAUUCCUGGCGGAAGCGAAUGGGGAGAGUUUUGUAUUGAGUUGGCGCAGAGCUCCAAGACGCUUGCCGGGAAGGCUUAA